UUCCUUGUGUCGCAAACGUAAGGAUUUAAAUUACAGCAUUGCCGUUGAUCAUCAGAAACUGAUAGCCGAGGAUGGUAAUGAUUUGGAUAGGACGGAGACUGAUGGUGUCUUUGUUCAUUACGUUUUCCCUGCAGCUGGUUGGUGGAGAUGGUUCAAGGUGUGGUGGAUUUCGCAAAUGUUGCAAUGGUUACAGAUGGGAUAGAAAUACUGAAAAAUGUCUCCCCUGUGAGGUUGGGUAUUAUGGGAUAGAUUGUGGAGACCGAUGUCCUUUCCCCUCCUUUGGAAAGGAAUGCCAGUUAACAUGCAACUGCUCUAAAGAUCAGUGUAAUCAUGGAAAAGGAUGCCCCAAAGGUGGAAGUUUAGAAGGUAUUAUCAUGGAAGUGGUAACAACACCUGUUCCAAAGUCCAGGAUGACCCAUAAUAUCUCCGUAUCACUACGGCAUGAUGCUGAUGUUAACAGAAGUUUUCCUUCACGAGACACUUCAUCCGUUCUAUCUACCACUCCAGACAUGCCUAAAGAAACGUCAAUUCAAAGUGACGCUGCAUCAAUGUGGAAAACGUUGAACGAGAAGAAAGUAGGUAUGGUUAUCAGCAUUACAAUGCUAGGACUAUUGUUUCUUAUCUUAACAGCCAUGUACAUCUGGGUAUCUCAUCGCAUUCGUGUAGAAACAAAUAAUCGUGGGAAAGCUACAGAAGAUUCAGAUGAAAACUCUGCACCGAGAAUGGUCAUGAGUUGUAGCAGAGGAAGUCUGUUUGUAUCUAUGUUGGUCACGUUUUUCCUGCUGCUCGUCAGUGGGAAUGAUUUGCCAUGUGGUGGAUUUUCCAAAUGUUGUAGUGGUUACAAAUGGGAUGGGAAUAUUGAACAAUGUCUUGUCUGUGCUCUUGGAUAUCUUGGGAUAUAUUGCCCAGAGCAAUGUCCCUUCCCCUCCUUUGGGAAGGACUGCCAGUUAUCCUGUAGCUGUUCUAAACAUCUGUGUAACCAUGCAAAAGGAUGUCAAAAAAAUUGUUCACCAGGCUAUUUUGGUGACUUUUGUGACGUGAAAUGCCGGUAUCCAAGUUUUGGUACGGAAUGUCAGGAUAAAUGUUUGUGUGAACAGGAGAAGUGUGAUCCAGUCAAUGGAUGCCAAGGUAUUACCAGGGAAGUUGUAACAACACCUGCUCCAACGUCCAGGAUGACCCUUAAUAUUUCUGUAUCACUAAGACCUAAUGCUGAUGUUGACAGACGUUUUUCUUCACGAGACACUUCAUCCGUUCUAUCUACCACUCCAGACAUGCAAAAAGAUUUGGUAAAUAAUUCGCUUUGUUUAGAAACACCAAUAACAAGUGACGCUGCAUCAAUGUGGAAAACGUUGAACGGGACAGAGAGAGGUAUGGUUAUCAGCAUUGCGACACUAGGACUACUGUUUCUUAUCUUAACAGUCAUGUACAUCUGGGUAUAUCAUCGACUUCAUGUAGAAACAAAUAAUCGUAAGAAAGAAACAGAAGAUUUAGAUGAGAACUCUAUGGCAUGAACAACGUGUAUUUUGUUGUUAUAAAGUACUGCGUAUCGUGAUAUGAUGUGUGAUGCCUGUACCUCGUUUUGUAACUGACAAACUGUCCAUGUCUCAUCAUGUAUAAUUUUACCUGUAAACUGUGACAUGUUGGUCGCCUUUCAAUUGUUUUUAAAAUGAAUAAUCAAAUUACGUACUAUGUAUACAUUUAGAUGUAAAGGAAACCGGUGCAAUUUGUUUGUAUUAUGGUAAUAUAGAUAAAAAAAAAACCAAUGGACAUGUGGUACUAUCUGUGCAUGACCCGCACCACCCAUUGGGCAAAUAUGUUACUAUUAAUCCAUUAUAUAGUAUUAUAGACUAGAUAUGCAUUCGUGAUACAUUUGGUCGUGAUCUAGCCAUAUCGUUCGAAAACCCGUCUUUAUAAAGCUAAGCCGCAUUAAUCAAGUGGUAAAUAUAUAUUUUGAAAUUUCGUAUUACCUUUCGUUAUCUGCAAUGGAAGUUCUAUGUCCAGAACAUUAGGUUAUAAAGUAGACGUGAUUUUCUUCCGUUUUAAAAUUGAAUUCCGCCAUUGUAUAAUUUGUAAAUCUGUGUUUCGCAUUCUGUUUUGUUUAAUAUGAAAAUAUAUGGAUGACCCUUUUUAUCAGGUGAAUCUAUUUUAGAUCCUUUUUGAUAUUAAUUUUAAUUUUUCGACAUAACACGUAAUUUAUUAGUUCUCGGAAUCUAGUAGUGCUUAUUUAAUCAAUCGUUGGUAGUUAAACUGAGAACUUAAAUCACGGUAAAUAUGCAAUGGAUACCCAAAUCCUAUACGUGAG
Messenger RNA from Ostrea edulis (European flat oyster), 2302 nucleotides. RefSeq lists its product as uncharacterized. NCBI's taxonomy places the organism in Eukaryota, Metazoa, Mollusca, Bivalvia, Ostreida, Ostreidae. The record is from RefSeq and is a predicted model, not a curated record. The coding region runs from base 72 to 1511 and encodes 479 amino acids. Gene Ontology annotation, molecular function: scavenger receptor activity. The transcript is spliced from 11 exons.